Molecule: messenger RNA, 6129 nt
Organism: Nanorana parkeri
Lineage: Eukaryota; Metazoa; Chordata; Amphibia; Anura; Dicroglossidae
Product: zinc finger protein 208-like
Exons: 12
Coding region: 73-6129 (2018 amino acids)
Biological process (GO): regulation of transcription by RNA polymerase II
Molecular function (GO): DNA-binding transcription factor activity, RNA polymerase II-specific; RNA polymerase II cis-regulatory region sequence-specific DNA binding
Source: RefSeq, a predicted model, not a curated record
ACGCAGGCAGGGAAAGGUCCAUUUUUGUGUCCCGACUGCGGGAAGUCUUUCACCCAUAAACGUUCCCUCAUUAUGCAUCAGCGAACCCACACCAACGAGCGCCCAUUUCCUUGCCAGGAUUGCGGCAAAUGUUUCAAAGUGAAAUUUUGCCUUGAUCGACAUGCGGAACUUCAUGAAAACAAGGCUGCGUUGUCAUGCUCGGAGUGCGGCAAGUCUUUCGAAAAGAGAUCUGAACUCCAUGUGCAUCAAAGGAGUCACGCCGGCAAGGAGAUCUUCUCUUGCCCAGACUGCGAAAAAUCAUUCAUAAGAAAGUAUGACCUGGUUGUACACCAGAGAGUCCACACCGGUGAACCACCUUUUUCAUGUUCCGAUUGCAAGAAGUCCUUUAAAAAUAGGCGGGAACUCGUUCGGCACCAGAGAGUCCACACCGGGGAAAAACCCUUCUCGUGUUCUGUGUGCGGAAAGUCCUUCGCCCAGAAAUCGCAGCUCAAUACACACCAAGUGGUCCACACCGGGGAGAAGCCCUUUUCCUGUUCCGAAUGCGGCAAAUGCUUCCCCAGUAAAGGAAACCGUGACAAGCACAUGAGGAUUCACACCGGGGAGAAGCCGUUUUCCUGUUCCGAUUGCGGCAAAUGUUUUGCACAGAAAAAAUCAAACUUUGUGGAACAUCAGCGAGUUCACACUGGCGAAAAACCCUUUUCGUGUUCCGAGUGUGAGAAGUCCUUCAAGAGGAAAUCGAAUCUCGUUGAGCACCAGCGAACCCACACCGGUGAAAAACCAUAUUCGUGUUCCGAGUGCGGGAAAUGCUUCAAAAAGAAAUCGAAUCUCAUCGUACAUCAGAGGAUUCACACAAGUGAAAACCCCUUUUCCUGUUCCGAGUGUGGGAAGUCCUUCAAAAACAAAUCGAAUCUCAUUGUGCACCAGAGCAUCCACACCAGCGAAAAACCGUUUACAUGUCCCGAGUGUGGGAAGUCCUUCACAAACAAAUCCAAUCUCUUUGAACACCAGAGAAUCCACACCAGCGAUAAAUGCUUUUCGUGCUCCGAGUGUAAGAGGUCCUUCAUAAACAAAUCCAAACUCGUCCAGCAUCAGAGAAUCCACACCGGGGAGAAGCCCUACUUGUGUACCGAGUGCGGAAAGUCUUUCAGCCUGAAAUCGAUACUCAAAAUACACCAGAGAGUUCACACCGGCGAAAAGCCCUUUUCCUGUUCCGAGUGUGGGAAGUGCUUCUCCAAUAAAGGGAACUGUGACAAGCACAUGAGGAUUCACACCGGGGAGAAGCCGUUUUCCUGUUCAGAAUGCGGCAAAUGUUUUGCGCAGAAAGUGACGCUAAUUAUCCACGAGAGCAUACACAACACCUCAGAGAAGCCCUGUUCCUGUUCCGAGUGUGGGAAGUGCUUCUCCAGUAAAGGGAACCUGGAUAAGCACAUGAGAGUUCACACCGGGGAGAAGCCAUUUUCCUGUCCGGAAUGCGGCAAACUUUUUGCGCAGAAAGUGACGCUUAUUAUCCACCAGAAGACACACGUGCAACCCACCCUCCACGGUCCGCCCCCAUCGCUGGCAGCUUCCCUCCCUGCCGUGGUUUUCGGUGUCCCCAGCAAGAGUGGAAAUUGGAGCAAUUUUAAUGUUCGUAUCAAAGAAGAGAUAAGAGAAGAAAAGGAAGAGUAUAGUGCGAUGAAGGAGCCGGAGUGUGUAGCAGGACACAAGAAUCUCUACAAGGACGUCAUGAUGGAGGAUCAGCAGACCAUCGCACCACUGGGACACAAUGGCUGGAUUACCUCAGAGGGACGUCUUUUUUCAUCAGCCAAUUAUAAUAAAGAAGAUGAUGGCAUGGCACAAUGUUCUCCACGAUUAAGCAUUGCCACUCACAAUAUACAUCACAAACUCAAUCACAUGGCAAGAUCAACAGAUCCAUUUAGUUUUGACGAGCCUAAGGAUAAAUCACGUACUGUUAUCCCAAAUGUCCAACAAAGCUUUCACAGUGCAGAUCAAUCUCCAGAUGUUUCUAAUCCUGAGGGACCCUCUUCCAAUAAUUUGCAUCCUCUUCUGGAUUCUGAAAGAUCAUUCAUAAAAAAAGAAGACCUAGUUGAACCCCCAAGAACCCUCCCCGGUGAAAACCCCUUUUCUUGUUCCCAGUGCAAGAAGUCCUUCACAAAGAAAUCACAUCUGGUUGAACACCAAAGGAUCCACACCAGUGAAAAACCCUUUUCGUGUCCCGACUGUAAAAGGUCCUUCAUAAAGAAAUCACAUCUGGUUGAACAUCAGAGAAUCCACACCAGUGAGAAACCCUUUCCGUGUCCAGAGUGCGGGAAGUCCUUCAAAAAGAAAUCCAAUCUCGUUGAACACCAGAGAAUUCACGCCAAUGAAAAACCCUACUCGUGUUCAGAGUGCGAGAAGUCCUUCGUGAAGAAAUCUAAUCUUGUUGUACACCAGAAAAUUCACACCAGUGAAAAAAGCUUUUCAUGUUCUGAGUGUGAGAGGACCUUCAUGAAGAAAUCGGUGCUCAUUCAACACCAACAGAGAGUCCACACCAGUGAAAAUCCCUUUUUGUGUUCAGAAUGUAAGAGGAUCUUCAUGAACAAGUCAAAACUCAUUCAACACCUUCGAAUCCACACGGGGGAAAAGCCCUACUUGUGUACCGAGUGCGGAAAGUCUUUCAGCCUGAAAUCGAUACUCAAAACGCACCAGAGAGUUCACACCGGGGAGAAGCCCUUUUCCUGUUCAGAGUGUGGGAAGUGCUUCUCCAAUAAAGGGAACUGUGAUAAGCACAUGAGAAUUCACACCGGGGAGAAGCCGUUUUCCUGUCCAGAAUGCAGCAAAUGUUUUGCGCAGAAGGUGACGCUAGUUAUCCACCAGAGGAUACACACCACGGUCAAGAAGCCCUUUUCCUGUUCUGAGUGUGGAAAAUGCUUCUCAGAAAAAGGGAACUGUGAUAAGCACAUGAGGACUCACAAUGGCGAGAAGCCGUUUUCCUGUCCGGAAUGCGGCAAAUGUUUUGCACAGAAGGUGACACUAAUUAUCCACCAGAAAACGCACAGCACCGGAGACCACAGUGGAAACUGGAGCUACUUAAAUGUUCGUAUCAAAGAAGAGAUAAAAGAAGAAGAGGAGGAGUAUAGUGUGAUGGAGGAGUGGAGGUGUUUAGAAGAACACAAGGAUCUCUACAAGGACGUCAUGAUGGAGGAUGAGCUGCCCCUCACAUCACCGGGAGGACACAAAGGCUGGAAUGACCCAGAAGGACGUCUUCUUUUAUCUACAGAUUAUAAUAAGGACGAUGAUGACAUGGCACAGUAUUUUCCAGAAGCAAGCACUGUUACUCACAAUGUACAUCACAAAGUGAAUCCUACGGUGAAGUCAACCGAUCAACAAAUCGGUUUAAUUAUUUGGCAUCCAACAAUCAAUCACAUGCCUUUGACCCAAAUGUCCAACCAAGCAUUCCUUGUGCGGCUAAGUCCUUCUAAUCCAGAGGAAUCUCCUCUCGGUGAUUCACGUCCUUUCCAGGAUUGUGAAAAAUGUUUGGGAAAAAAACAUGUCGCGGUUGACCACAAGAGAGCUCCUACGUGGGAAAAAACCUUUUCCUGCACCGAGUGUAAAAAGUCCUUCAUGAACAAAACUGAUCUCGUUAGACACCAGAGAGUCCACUCUGGGGAGAAGCCCUUUUCCUGUUCCGAAUGUGGAAAGUGCUUUUCUGAUAAAGGAAACCGCGACAAGCACAUGAGGAUUCACACCGGGGAAAAGCCGUUUUCCUGUCCGGAAUGCGGCAAAUGUUUUGCGCAGAAGGUGACGCUGACUAUCCACCAGAAAAUACACAGGACCGACACCAGUGAGAAAAUCUUUUCGUGUUUUGUGUGUGAGAAGUCCUUUCUUAGGAGAUCAGAACUCAUUCGACACGAGAGAAUCCACACCGGGGAAAGGCCCUUCUCGUGUUCGGAGUGCGGAAAGUGUUUCACCAACAAGUCAGAACUCACAAUACACCAGAGAGUGCACACCGGCGAGAAGCCCUUUUCCUGUUCCGAGUGUGGGAAGUGUUUCUCCAAUAAAGGGAACCGUGACAAACACAUGAGGAUUCACACGGGGGAGAAGCCGUUUUCCUGCCCAUAUUGCGGCAAAUGUUUUGCACAGAAGGUAACACUAAUUAUCCACCAGAGGACACACACCACAAUAUCUACCGUUGAAAAACUCUUUCCGUGUUCUGUGUGUGAGAAGUCCUUCUUGAAGAGAUCAAAACUCGUUCGACACCACAGAACCCACACUGGAGAAAAGCCCUUCUCGUGUCCUGAGUGCGGAAAGUGCUACACACAGAAAUCGAAACUGAUUCAACACCAGAGAAACCACACCGGGGAGAAGCCCUUCUCGUGUUCCGAGUGCGAGAAGUCCUUCGUCAAUAAACCAAAACUCAUUCAACACCAGAGGAUCCACACCGGGGAAAAGCCCUUCUCGUGUUCCGAGUGCGGAAACUCUUUCAACCUACCAACACUACUCAAAACGCACCAGAGAGUUCACACCGGAGAGAAGCCCUUUUCCUGUUCCGAGUGUGGAAAAUGCUUCUCCAAUAAAGGGAACUGUGAUAAGCAUGUCAGAAUUCACACCGGUGAGAAGCCAUUUUCCUGUCCGGAAUGCGGCAAAUGCUUUGCACAGAAGGUGACGCUGACUAUCCACCAGAGAAUACACACCGGUAAAAAACUCUUUACGUGUUCUGUGUGUGAGAAGUCCUUCUCGAUUAAAUCAAGACUCGUUCGACACCAUAGAAUCCACACCGGGGAGAAGCCCUUCUCGUGUUCUGAGUGCGGAAAGUGUUAUACAAGGAAAUUAAAACUGAUUCAACACCAGAGAAACCACACCGGAGAGAAGCCCUUCUCGUGUUCCGAGUGUGAGAAGUCCUUCGUCAAUAAAUUAAGACUCAUUCAACACCAGAGGAUCCACACCGGGGAAAAGCCCUACUCUUGUGCUGAGUGCGGAAAGACUUUCAACCUACCGACACUACUCAAAGCACACCAGAGAGUUCACACCGGGGAGAAGCCCUUUUCCUGUUCCGAGUGUGGAAAGUGCUUCUCUAUUAAAGGGAACUGUGAUAAGCACAUGAGAAUUCACACUGGUGAGCGGCCAUUUUCCUGUCCGGAAUGCGGCAAAUGCUUUGCACAGAAGGUGACGCUGACUAUCCAUCAGAGAAUACACACCAGAAUUCUUGCCGGUGAAAAACCCUUUCCGUGUUCUGUGUGUGAGAAGUCCUUCUCAAUUAAAUCAAGACUCGUUCGACACCAUAGAAGCCACACCGGGGAAAAGCCCUUCUCGUGUCCUGAGUGCGGAAAGUGUUAUACAGAGAAAUCAAAACUGAUUGAACACCAGAGAACACACACUGGGGAGAAGCCCUUCUCGUGUUCCGAGUGUGGAAAGUCUUAUGCAAGGAAAUCAAGACUUAUCAAACACCAGAGAACCCACACCGGGGAAAAGCCCUUCUCGUGUUCGGAGUGUGGAAAGUGUUAUACAAGGAAAUCCAGACUUGUUGAACACCAGAGAACCCACACCGGGGAAAAUCUCUUCUCGUGUUCCGAGUGUGAGAAGUCCUUCAUCAGUAAACUAAAUUUCAUUAAACAUCAGAGGAUCCACACCGGGGAAAAGCCCUUCUCGUGUUCCGAGUGCGGAAAGUCUUUCAACCAACCGGCGCUACUCAAAACACACCAGAGAGUUCACACCGGGGAGAAGCCCUAUUCUUGUUCUGAGUGUGGAAAGUGUUUCUCCAAUAAAGGGAACUGUGAUAAGCACAUGAGAAUUCACACCGGUGAGAAGCCAUUUUCCUGUCCGGAAUGCGGCAAAUGCUUUGCACAGAAGGUGACACUCGUUCAGCACCAGAAAAUCCACACCGGGGAAAAGCCCUUCUUGUGCACUGUGUGCGGAAAGUCCUUCAUUGAUCAAUCGCAACUCAAUAGGCACCACAUAGUCCACACUGGCGAGAAGCCCUUUUCCUGUUGUGAAUGUGGAAAGCGCUUCCCCAGUAAAGGGAACCGUGACAAGCACAUGAGAAUCCACACCGGGGAGAAGCCACAUUCCUGUCCGGAAUGCGGCCAACGCUUUGUGCAGAAAGUGACACUAGUCCUCCACCAGAAGAAGCACGCCUGUGGCCAUCUCUGA